Molecule: messenger RNA, 840 nt
Organism: Eutrema salsugineum
Lineage: Eukaryota; Viridiplantae; Streptophyta; Magnoliopsida; Brassicales; Brassicaceae
Product: acyl-acyl carrier protein thioesterase ATL3, chloroplastic
Exons: 5
Coding region: 113-718 (201 amino acids)
Cellular component (GO): chloroplast
Molecular function (GO): fatty acyl-[ACP] hydrolase activity
Source: RefSeq, a predicted model, not a curated record
AUGAUAACAGAAACCAAAUUCUCCUAAACACUUUUUCCUGAACUAAAAAAAAGCUCUCACCUUUACACCUACCCAUCACAAUUCUGACCCAUCGUCACUCAACAAAAGUCGAAUGCUUCACGUUACCGGCACGGCGGCUCCGGCUAUGCCGAUGAAGGCGUCUUACCACAAUCUACCUCUUUUUCCGGCGUUGUUCCCUUAUCCACGGAGGCGACAGCUUAAUCUGCCUCUCCGGAGCGCAAAACCCAUCAAGAGUCUCGCAUUUCUCGAUCUCAAAGGAGGCAAAGGAAUGAGUGGGUUUCAUGAGGUUGAGCUCAAAGUUCGAGAUUAUGAAUUGGAUCAAUUUGGUGUUGUGAACAAUGCUGUUUACGCAAACUACUGCCAACACGGUAGACACGAGUUUCUGGAGAGUAUCGGUAUCAACUGUGAUGAAGUAGCCCGUUCUGGUGAAGCCUUGGCGAUUUCUGAGCUAACAAUGAAGUUCCUCGCUCCUUUACGUAGCGGAGACAAGUUUGUGGUGAAGGCGAGGAUAUCAGGGACAUCUGCUGCGCGUAUUUACUUUGAUCAUUUCAUCUUUAAACUUCCAAAUCAAGAGCAGCCUGUUUUGGAAGCAAAAGGAAUAGCUGUGUGGCUUGACAACAAGUAUCGUCCUGUUCGCAUCCCAUCUCACAUACGCUCUAAAUUUGUUCAGUUCCAACGCCAAGACGACACCGUUUGAAUCUUGCCCCAUAUUCUCAUGAUUUUACUGUAUUUAAUGAGCCUCAUAAGCCCAGUUAAUGGGCCUGUUAUAUGUCUCUAUAUAUAUAUAUGAAAAGAAAAUAUAACUAUAUUUUGGAUGUA